Molecule: messenger RNA, 1938 nt
Organism: Heterostelium album PN500
Lineage: Eukaryota; Evosea; Eumycetozoa; Acytosteliales; Acytosteliaceae
Exons: 12
Coding region: 1-1938 (645 amino acids)
Biological process (GO): negative regulation of transcription by RNA polymerase III
Molecular function (GO): protein binding
Source: RefSeq, a predicted model, not a curated record
AUGAUACAUCUGAUAUCGACGUUGAAUGCGUGCUUCGUCGACUACGACUUCUCCAGUUCGAAGCCCGACCAAUUCCGAAAGGAGAGUAACCUUUCACUCGUAAUGAACAGCGUAAACACAUCGCUGCAAUCGAUCAUCAAUAACUACAAGACAGAGAUGCAAGAACGUUUGUGGACAUCGAUAGACCAAGAGAUUGUACUAUCGAAAACUGAAAUCUAUUCGUAUAUACCAGAGUCACCCGAUCCUUUCACUGAAGAAGGUGUUAUUAAGGCAUUGGAGAUGGCAAAUAGUAGAGAUCAAAUUAGUAUGAGUAGAGAUUCGGAUUCAGAUGAUGAGUAUGAAUAUAAUGAAUAUGAUGAUGCAAUAGGUGACAAUAUGGAGAUGGAUAUUAGUUACUUCAAUGCCAGUACUAGAUCAACUACCACCACUGCUACCACAACUACCACUACAACCAACUUCAACAACAGCAACGGUUACAAUUUUAAUAACAAUUAUUACAAUAGCUAUAACUAUAACUAUUACAACAUUUACAAACUUGAUAGUUUAGAGAUGCAUGAAGAAUUGCGAAAUAAAAAUAUGUCAAAUAACCAUCGCGCCAAACUAAACCAACAUCUCGACAAUAUUUUUAUCUUUCUAAUAAGAUUAGAUGGUCAAAUGAAUGUCAAAGAUAAGAUAUCAUCCAUUUUAUUAAAAAAAUGUAUUGAGGAGCAUUACUUGUUGUCCCAUUUGCAACAUUUAGAUGAGAUAGUAGGACCAAGUGCAAUGGAAUCACUACAGGCACAACAAGAUUUCGAUUUGACAUCGUCGUCACAUCAUCAGUUUUCAGAGAUAGUUCCAAUUAUAUAUAAUCCAACAUACAGUUCACUAAGAUAUACAAAUGAAAAUACAAAUCCAUCAUCCUCAUCUUCAUCCUCAUCAUCAAAUAAUAAUAUUAAUACAACAAAUAAUAAUGAUGAAGAUACUAGAAUGAUAUCUAUUGAAGAUGAAGAUGAUUCAAAGGUGCCAAAUUCCGAUAGAAUAGUCGCACAUUUUUUGGAUUCCGCAGAGAGUGUCAUACAACAACAACACGAUUACUAUGGUAAGAAGAAGAUGAUAGCUGUCCAACCUUUGGAUUUAAUAGUGACCGAUCAGAAUUUCGAUGAUAUUGCCAGUCAUAGUAGCGCAGCAAGCAGCGCUAGCAACAAUAGCAACAGCAAUAACAACAAUUGUCAUUCACCACUUUAUUUGGAGUGUCUCCCCGUAGAGAUUCUCUUUUGUAUAUGUAAAUUCCUCAAUGUAAAUUCACUUAGAAACCUAUCAAUGGUUAACAGAUUCUUUCAAGAAAUGGGAAACCAAGAAGAUAUUUGGAAGCAUAUAUUUAUUGAAAGAUAUGGAGGUAAAUGUAAAUUACCUGGUUCAGUUUUGAAUUGGAGAUUGUUUUAUAGUGCACAUCAUCUAUAUACUGGGGAUUGGGAUAAAAAUAAAAAAGGAAAAAUGGUCAUUUCCAAAGAAGGACUGACAGUUUCACAUGGUGGUGAUUAUUUAGGUAGUUAUCAAUCUGCCAGAGGAUCACAUCGUAUUGAAUCCGGUUGUACAUAUUGGGAGAUUUUAAUAGAAUGUUUAAAUUUUAAUCAAACAGGAUUUCAUUUGGUUAUUGGUGUUAUACCGGAAUCGUUUACAGUAUGGCAAUCUUAUUUGACAAGUAAUGGUGGUUGGGGAUAUCUAGCGGAUGGACGCAAAGCAAACAACAGUGGCAAUGGCAUACCCUACGCAAAAGGAUUCGUUCAGGGUGAUCGUGUCGGUGUUCUCGUUGAUAUGAAUGAAAAAACCUUAUCUUUUUAUUUGAAUGGAGUAUCACAAGGUGUGGCAUUUAGAAAUAUCGAUCAACCAGUCUAUCCGGGUGUCAGCCUACUCACCGGUGGUCAAAAAAAGCUGCAGAGCAUAAUCUUUACAUAUUGA